This is a messenger RNA of Lymnaea stagnalis (great pond snail), 177 nucleotides long. The record is from the annotation of a GenBank genome assembly. Lineage: Eukaryota; Metazoa; Mollusca; Gastropoda; Lymnaeidae.
GUCCAGGUGUGUGAAGGCGACACGGUGGAGGUCUUGAUCAUCAACCAGCAGCAGUCUUUUGAUCCGCUGACCAUUCACUGGCACGGGGUAUUGCAGAAGGGGACGCCCUUCAUGGACGGGACGGCGCUGGUCUCACAGUGUCCCAUUUCACCGUAUUCUAAAUUUACUUACAGGUUC